AAGCUAACUGUUGAUUUGGCUGGACUUCGAAAAGAAAAAGAAGAUUUGCUGAAGAAAUUGGAGUCUUCAUCUGACAUCACCAGCUUGGUUGAGGAAGUUUCUAAAGUAAUGGUGCCACAGAUACAAGUUACCACACUGGAUACUUCAAGGAGCAUGGAUUUGGAAAUUAAGCAAUUGCAGUGUAAACUAAAGAAUGCAACUAAUGAGCUCACGAAACAGUCAUCAAACGUGAAGUCUCUGAAGCUGGAACUCCUAGCAAAAGAGGAACACAUAAAGGAGAUGCAUGAAAAGAUAUCUCGAAUGGAGAGAGAUAUAACCAUGAAGAGACACCUGAUUGAGGACUUAAAAUUUCGACAGAAAGUAAAUUCAGAAAGUAAUGAAAGUUUUAAUGAAAUGUUAGAAAGUCUUGAAAAAAAGGUGAAGACACUAACUGAAGAAUGUUCCAACAAGAAGGUAUCCGUUGAUUCACUAAAGCAAAGACUUAAUGUUGCUGUGAAAGAGAAGUCACAAUAUGAACAGAUGUAUCAUAAAACUAAAGAGGAGCUAGAAAAAAAGGAUCUCAAGCUGAGUCUCCUCACAUCAAAAAUAAAUGAAACAGAAACAGCAAUGGCACAGAUUGAGACAGCAGCGUCGAAACAGCUCCAAGGCUUAGCACUGCAGAGUGAACAGGUCCUGGAAAGUGCACAGAAGAAACUGCUGGCAGCCAAUGAAAAACUAGAAGAGUUUGCCUUCUUUGUGAAGGCUUUGGUCAAAGAGUUACAAAGUGAUGUCCAUAGGACCCGACAUCAAAUCAAAGAGCUUAAGAAGAUGCAGAAAGACAAACAUGCUUGUAAAACCUCAACCCAUAAAGUCCAGACCUUGGCAGCAUCCAUCCUGAACAUUUCACCAUCAGACCUGGAGGAAAUACUGGACACAGAAAAUGAAAUGGAAUUUGAAAAGACAAAGAUUGAUGCUGAAAAUGACAAGGAAUGGCUGUUGUAUAUUCAGAAACUUCUAGAAGGACAGCUUCCUUUUGCCUCAUAUUUACUAGAAGCAAUACUGGAGAAAAUAAGUGAAAACAAGAAACUAACUGAAGGGUAUUUGACAGUUAUGAAAGACAUUAGAUAAUGUUAUAGAUACAGUUAUAGAUAGAGCUAUAUCCAACAUGAGGAUUUCAUGUGCUCUGGUUGCAAACACUCCAGAAGAGUAUCUGAUCCAACUAUCAAUGGGUGACUUCAAUACCAAAAUAUGACAUUUCUGAAAUUGAUUGCUGAACAAGUGAAACUAUCUAAGUGCACAGCCACGUAUAAGGAAAGUCUAAUGUUUGAUUGUUGGAUACAAAUAUUGUCACAAAUACAAACUUAAAAAUGAUUUUCCUUCCACUACAAAGAAAGAAGCUAAAACAAAUUUGUCACAUACAGGUUGGUCUAAGUAUAAAAAGAAAAAGCAGUAAAUAAAGGACUUAAUAUUCUAAGUUUUAUAUGAAAACUAGACUUUAUAUAAAACUGUUAUAAAUGUCCCUUUGUGAUCCUGUGAAUAACAUAUUUGUGUGGUGAGAAGAUAUAAAAUCAAUUAUCCUAACAUGAAGGAGGAGCAUUGAAUGAAGCUAUUGUGUGGUUCGUUGUACCUAUUCUCAUUGACAGUCUGGAUUAUACAGGAUAUACUGUGUUUUUCUAGAACUAUCUGGCAAAAUAAAAAAUAUUUUCUCCUUUCUCUCCUUGUGCAGUCAUAUAAAUCAGCAAGGGCCAGGACACUGGUGUCUAAUGUUGUUGUAGACCUAGCAGAGCUCCUACCAUGCUCAUCUAAUUAACAAUGCCUUCUCACCAUGAUGGACCAUUGCAUUUGGUUCCUAAGUGCCUCCCUCCCUGCAUGUCUUCACAGUGUUCUUACCACACACUCUUGGUGCCUCCAAGUCACUGAAUUUGGUCCUUCACAUUUGAUGUAGGUAUCCUGUCUUUGCAGAAUACUCUGUGUGUAACUUUAUUUAUACCUGUCUUCUUCUUAUUCAGGUUCACUUUAUCAGUUUGCUCAUAGACAUAUUCUCUGAAUAUCUUACUAUUUACAUGAAAUCAUCUGUUUUUAAUAUGGUCACACCUUUGUUUUAUGACUUAUUCUCAUUUUCUUCUUAGAAUGUCAAUUCCAUGAGAUUAAGGCAGGGAUUGGCAAAUUAAGGCCCAUAGACAAAUCCAGCCUGCUACCUACUUUUAUAUGGUCCACAGACUAAAAAAAAAAUUACUUUAUUAAACUGACUUAAAAGCAAUAAUUUGUAGCAUGUAAAAUCAUAUGAUACUCAAUUUUAAUGUCUUACCAAUAAAGAUUUAUUGAAAUGC
Cricetulus griseus (Chinese hamster) is the source of this 2309-nucleotide messenger RNA. The record is from RefSeq and is a predicted model, not a curated record. NCBI's taxonomy places the organism in Eukaryota, Metazoa, Chordata, Mammalia, Rodentia, Cricetidae.